AUGGCGGCGGCGCGGGCGCUGUGGCGGCCCGUCCUGCCCGCCCCGCAGGGCUGCGGCCGGCUCUGGGCGCGGACGGGGAGCGCGGCCGUCACCCCUCCUCGUGGCGCCUCGCCGGGCGCGCGGAGCCCCUUCGACCGGCGGCUGAAGCGGAAGCAGAAGAACUGGGCGGCGCUGCGGCCGCGGCCGGCCGAGUGCGAGUACCUGCGGGACGAGGUCGGCGGCGGCGUGGCGGACCGGGUGCUCGACAUCCCCAGGACGUUCCGUCUGGCUUUGGACCUCGGCUCCGGGAGAGGUUACAUCGCCCGGCACCUGAACCGGGAGGUCGUUGAAAAACUCGUUCAGGUCGAUAUUGCGGAGAAUGUUUUCAAAAACGCUGUGGAGUCCGAAAUCCCUACAGUCAGCGUGGUCGCUGAUGAGGAGUUCCUGCCUUUCAAAGAAGACACGUUUGAUCUUGUUGUGAGCAGCUUGAGUUUACACUGGGUGAACGACCUUCCUAAAGCUUUUAGAGAGAUACACCAAGUUCUUAAGCCAGAUGGAGUCUUCAUUGGCGCAAUGUUUGGGGGAGACACUCUGUAUGAGCUUCGCUGCUCUUUGCAGCUAGCAGAAUUGGAGAGAGAAGGGGGAUUUUCUCCUCACGUGUCACCGUUUGUUGCUGUGUCAGAUUUGGGACAUCUCCUGUCAAGAGCUGGGUUUAACACCCUGACUGUGGAUACUGAUGAAAUUCAAGUAAACUAUCCAGGGUUAUUUGAGGUUAUGGAAGACUUGCAAGGUAUGGGAGAAAGUAAUUGCUCUUGGAAUAGAAAACCUCUGCUACACAGGGAUACAAUGUUGGCAGCUGCAGCAAUAUACCAAGAGAUGUAUGGCAAUAGCGAUGGCUCAGUACCUGCCACUUUUCAGAUCUUCUACAUGAUUGGAUGGAAAUUCCACGAGUCACAGGCAAAACCUGCACAGAGAGGUUCUGCGACAGUUUCAUUGGGAGAUCUGGCAAAAAUAGAUAAACUUCUUCAUCAGAAAUAAAAGUUGAUUUUGAGCUCCUAUAAAACUUGUCAGUGCAGGUAUCCUUCACGUACUUUGUUACAUUUUGAAGUGAUAAUCUGCAUGCAGCAGGGAAUUUUACUGCCUCUGCUACAUCAGUUGUAUAAAAUGAUGUUCAUUUUUUUCCUCCCAGAGAAGUAUUUGAGCAGCAGUUCUAAGUAUUAAGUAGUACAUGCUCUCCCUAUUUGAUUAAGUUACUCAGUUUUAACCCAUUUCCCAGUAUUUCAGUAGCACAAACUGCUCCAAGUAUUAUUGGCUAGUCUUGUGUAUAUCACUCUGUAUUAUCUUCAAAUUAUUCCUAAAGGAUGGUGGAUCAUAAUAAACAGAUUUGUCACUAAGUA
Molecule: messenger RNA, 1376 nt
Organism: Lagopus leucura (white-tailed ptarmigan)
Lineage: Eukaryota; Metazoa; Chordata; Aves; Galliformes; Phasianidae
Gene: NDUFAF5
Product: NADH:ubiquinone oxidoreductase complex assembly factor 5
Exons: 11
Coding region: 1-1017 (338 amino acids)
Biological process (GO): mitochondrial respiratory chain complex I assembly
Cellular component (GO): mitochondrion
Molecular function (GO): S-adenosylmethionine-dependent methyltransferase activity
Source: RefSeq, a predicted model, not a curated record